AUGGCUUCGUCAGUGACCGGCACAGACCGCCUCAGCUGCUCUUUCGUUGUUCCAAACCAGGACGCAGCCGCCAGUGAUGUCAUCUCACGGUGGUCAGAUUUAUACACUUCUCUUCCUGCAUUGUCGGUGACGCCAAAGACAGAGGAAGAUGUGAUUGCUGCGCUCAUGGUCGCCAAGGAAAAUAACCUCAGGGUCAUUCCCUCUGGUGGCGGUCACGGUACCUUCCUUAAAAUUGGUUCACAAUCUCUGAUCAUGGACCUCAAACUCUUCAAAUCUAUCCAGCUGGAUAAGGAGAAUGACUCGGUGCGAAUUGGCGGAGGCGUCACGACUGGCGAGUUGCUCAAGUCACUUGCAAGUGAAGGCUACUAUACCACAGUCCCCAACUCUAAUGCUGUUGGUGUUGUUGGCGCAAUUCUCGGAGGUGGAAACACAGGUCAGAACGGCUUACACGGCUUCAUGGUCGACAAUGUUGUUGCAUUCCGAGUUAUAACCGCUGAGGGGAAUGCCAUUGAAGUCCAUUCAGCAUCCACUGGAGACGAGCUCGCCCUGUUUCAUGCCCUACGCGGUGCUGGCCACGGACUUGGCGUUGUCACAUCAGCCGUCAUGAAGGUAUAUCCUAUUACUUCUCUGCAUUUGUCUGAAGACAAGCUCUGGACGAGGACUUUGAUCUUCCCGCCUCCGGCACUAAAUGAUGCUGUCAAAGCCUUCUUUACCUUCACACAUCUUGCGGAACAGAUUAAUGUUCAGCUCACCUUUCUUCGCGCGCCUCCCGGCUUUCCCUCGCCGGGUGCUCCUCUGAUCAUUUCGUCUGCCUCAUUCUUUGGCUCCGGUGAAGAUGCAGAAAAAGCAUCCAGUCCGCUCUUUGACGAGAACUUGGUUUCCAAGGCAGUGAAAGCUGAUACCGCACUUAUACCGCUUGCAAACAUGAACGACGGCCUGGAAGCACAUAAUGCCCACGGGGGCUUUAAAACCAUGAACGCCGCUCGUGUCAAGUCGGUCACGCCGGAGGUCAUUACCAAAGCAUUCGCAGCGUGGAUCAAGGGCACGGAUGAAAUUCAGGAUGCUAAACGUACUGUUGUAAUUUUUCACGCCUUCAACCCAAACAAGCUGCAGGUCAAUGGGGUUGGACAAGAUGGAAAAGGCGUGUUCCUGGAAAGUCGCGAUCGCGGGUUUAAUUUCACCGUAUCUGCGUGGUGUGUGAACCCGAGUUCUCAAGGGAAACUGCUCGAGUUGGUGGAUGAGCUUUUGGCGAUCGGGCGAAGCAGUGACACUGUUGCCCCGAGGACAAUGCCCAAUACAAUGAGGUUUAACGAAAGUUUGGAAAAUUUGUUUGACGAGGAAAGAUUGUCUGAGCUGAAGCGUGUGAAGAAGGUGUGGGAUGCAGAAGGAUUAUUCUUCAGCCCGUACGCGAGAGCACGGGACAGUAAAUGCUAA
Molecule: messenger RNA, 1434 nt
Organism: Pochonia chlamydosporia 170
Lineage: Eukaryota; Fungi; Ascomycota; Sordariomycetes; Hypocreales; Clavicipitaceae
Product: FAD linked oxidase
Exons: 1
Coding region: 1-1434 (477 amino acids)
Molecular function (GO): FAD binding; oxidoreductase activity
Source: RefSeq, a predicted model, not a curated record